Molecule: messenger RNA, 1068 nt
Organism: Camellia sinensis
Lineage: Eukaryota; Viridiplantae; Streptophyta; Magnoliopsida; Ericales; Theaceae
Source: RefSeq, a predicted model, not a curated record
AUGGGCCUGAAAACUAAGAUUGUGGGCCUACAAGCUGAGAGUGCGGACUUGAAAGAAAAGAGUGUAAACCUCAAAGCUAAGAGUGCGGACCUGAAAGCCGAGAGUGCGAGCCUUAAAGCUGAGAGUGUGGGCUUGAAAGAAAAUGUGUUUCAUAUGGCAAGUGAGGAGCCAAGCAACCUAAUCACUACUACUGAAGAGGAUAGGAAGCGUCCUAACUCAACAGAAAAGGAAGACAUGAAGGAAAAAAAUAAGGCCUUGAAACAAGAGAAUCAGACCUUGAAAGGAAAGAAUGCAGACUUGGAAGCUGAGAUUACGGGCCUGAAAGUUGAGAUUACGGGCCUACAAGUUGAAAGUGCGGGCUUGAAAGCAAAGAGUGUAAACCUCAAAGCUGAGAGUGUGGACCUGAAAGCCGAGAGUGCGAGCCUCAAAGCUGAGAGUGAGGGCUUAAAAGAAAAUGUGUUUCAUAUGGAAAAUGAGGAGCCAAGCGACCCAAUCACUACUACUGAGGAGGAUAGGAAGCGUCCUAACAGAGUGGCGAGUCAAAAUUCACAGAAACGGAGAAAAUUUCAUAUGGCAAGUGAGGAGCCAAGCGACCCAAUCACUACUACUGAGGAGGAUAAGAAGCGUCCUAACAUAAUGACGAGUCAAAAUUCACAGAAACGGAGAAAAUUUCAUAUGGCAAAUGAGGAGCCAAGCGACCCAAUCACUACUACUAAGGAGGAUAGGAAGCGUCCUAACAAAGUGACAGAAAAGGAAAACAUGAAGGAAGAAAAUAAGGCCUUGAAACAAGAGAAUCAGACCUUGAAAGGAAAGAAUGCAGACUUGGAAGCUGAGAUUAUGGGCUUGAAAUUUCAUAUGGCAAGUGAGGAGCCAAGCGAUCCAAUCACUACUACUGAGGAGGAUAGGAAGCGUCCUAACAUAGUGACAGAAAAGGAAGACAUGAAGGAAGAAAAUAAGGCCUUGAAACAAGAGAAUCAGACCUUAAAAGGAAAGAAUGCAGACUUGGAAGCUGAGAUUAUGGGCUUGAAAGUUAAGAUUACGGGCCUACAAGAUAGAGCGCGGACUUGA